This is a messenger RNA of Chroicocephalus ridibundus (black-headed gull), 3789 nucleotides long. RefSeq names its product chromatin assembly factor 1 subunit B (gene CHAF1B). Bases 76 to 1794 code for a protein of 572 amino acids. Gene Ontology annotation, biological process: nucleosome assembly; DNA replication-dependent chromatin assembly. The transcript is spliced from 14 exons. Gene Ontology annotation, molecular function: protein binding. Gene Ontology annotation, cellular component: nucleus; CAF-1 complex. Lineage: Eukaryota; Metazoa; Chordata; Aves; Charadriiformes; Laridae. The record is from RefSeq and is a predicted model, not a curated record.
GGCGCGGGGCGGGCUGGGGCGGGAAGCCCGCGCCCGCGCUGGACCCCGGCCAGGCCGCGCGGGGCCACAGCAAACAUGAAGGUCAUCACUUGUGAAAUAGCGUGGCAUAAUAAGGAGCCUGUUUACAGCUUAGACUUCCAACAUGGAGCUGAUGGGAAGAUCAAUCGACUGGCCUCAGCAGGUGUAGACACAGCUGUUCGUAUAUGGAAAGUGGAAAAAGGACCAGAUGGAAAAGCAAUUGUGGAAUUCUUGUCCAACCUCGCCCGCCAUACCAAAGCAGUAAAUGUUGUGCGCUUCUCUCCAAGUGGUGAGAUCCUAGCAUCUGGAGGAGAUGAUGCUGUUAUUUUAUUGUGGAAGCUGAAUGAUAGCAAAGAAUUGGAACCGUUAGUUUUUCAGGAUGAAGAUGAAGCUCAGCUCAACAAGGAGAACUGGACAGUUGUUAAAACUUUAAGAGGCCACUUAGAAGAUGUGUAUGAUAUUUGUUGGACCUCAGAUGGAAAUUACAUGGCAUCUGCCUCUGUAGAUAACACAGCUAUAAUGUGGGAUGUCAAUAAAGGACAGAAGGUUUCAAUAUUAAAUGAACACAAGAGUUAUGUCCAAGGAAUAACCUGGGAUCCUCUAAGCCAGUACAUUGCAACUCUGAGUUGUGAUAGGGUCCUACGGGUAUACAACACGCAAACCAAGCGUGUAGCAUUCAAUGUUACCAAGAUGCCAUCUGGAUCAGGAGCUGAAGGAGAGGCUAGGAGCUAUCGGAUGUUUCAUGAUGACAGCAUGAAGUCGUUUUUCCGCAGGCUCAGUUUUACUCCUGAUGGCUCCUAUUUACUCACUCCAGCUGGCUGUGUUGAAUCAGGAGAAAACGUAACAAACACCACCUAUGUUUUUUCCAGAAACAAUCUUAAAAGGCCUGUGGGUCACCUGCCAUGUCCUGGAAAGGCAACUCUUGCUGUUCGCUGCUGCCCAGUCUACUUUGAGUUGAGACGAGCAUCUAAUAAAGAUGAAAUCAGUCAGAAAUCAGCUCCCGCUCUAUUUGAUCUGCCCUAUCGAUUGGUGUUUGCUGUUGCUUCAGAAGAUUCUGUGCUUUUUUAUGAUACUGAGCAGUCCUUCCCCUUUGGUUAUGUUUCUAACAUACAUUAUCACACCCUGAGUGACGUUUCGUGGUCCAGCGAUGGAGCCUUUCUUGCUAUUUCUUCCACGGAUGGAUACUGUUCGUUUGUUACCUUUGAGAAGGAUGAACUGGGAAUACCAUUGAAGGAGAAGCCACAGAUAAAUGUCAGGACUUCUGGUGCAACAGAGAAGAAAGUGAAAAAGAGCCAGUCGCACAAAGUAACUUCCCCAGGCUCUAGGCUGACAGAGGGGACUCCUCCCAGCAGGGUCACUGACCCCAGCACUCCAGCCCCGCAACCUAGAACACCCACAGCUGCCGGUAAGGACUUUCCUUUCACACCUGUUGGAGUAAAAAAUAUUCCAGUCUCAUCCUCAGACGAGAGGAAAAUCAGCCAGUCAGCCAGCCAGAGCACUAAAGUAAACCAGCCCAGGAGGAUUACUCUCAACACUUUACAAGCAUGGAGCAAGACGCCAAGGAGAGUAAACUUGAUUCCACUGAAGCCAGAUGCGCCAACCUCUGCAUAUACAGAUACAGUUCCUAUACCUCCUUCGCCAGAACAGGAACAUGAGAGGCCAUUACCAUCUGAUGACAGUCUUCAAAACCCCCCAGCAUCGAAACGUCCUAGAACUGAGGAAAUGCCUCUUUCCACAUCUGCUGAAGAUCAAAUCAGCUGCAAUUCAAACAAAUAAAGUCUAAGCUUUUAGUAGACUCUUCACAGUCUGAAGGCAAUGCAGCCAUAUCUGAGACCGCAUUUCUUUUUACAAAUGUUAAAUCCUCAAUUCCUGAGUAAAGUACCAUGUGCAUAUUUGACAUAAUGCUGUGAAGAAAGAAACUGGCAGUAGAAGACACGCGUUUCAGGAAUGUAGCUUUUCAGAAGAGGAAAUAGUUGGGAAGUGACUUCUAAGUGUGUUUCUACUUCUUGAAGACAGAAUUCUUCAAGAAUUGCCACAGCUUAAAGAAGUCAGGAGACUCUGGGUACUGAAAAGCAAUACAGUAACCUAAGAGUCUCCAUCAAAGUCCCUAAGGUGAUGUUUAUAAGGUAUUAGGUCUUCCAGUAACCUCUCUGGCAAAAGAAUAGAAUUUCUAAGGACUUAAAUGCAUUCAUAAUGAUUUGAUGUGGUUUAAGACCAAAAAAAAAAAAAGAAACUGUUUCAUUCAGGCAUCUUGGCUUAUAUGUUUAGGAAUGUGCAAAAUAUUUCACGCUCUGCGGUACGGGUAGAGUGGAAGCUGAUGUUCGCAUGCUCUGAAUGCAUAACAUACAAUAUGACUGGUAUGAUUGAAACACAGAUCAGAACUUGUAACUGCAAUAAACAAGAAAGCAAAAGGAAGAAACUCUCUGAAGACCUGUCAUAAGCAAUAGCGGAAGAAAGUUCUUCAUUGUUUACUUUCUGUAUUUAAAAAAAAAUAUGCAGACAGGAAACUUUCUUAAGGCAGCAGGAUUUGAGUAUAUACAUCAGAAGUUUCCCUCUUUUCUUGUUUUCGAAUGUUGACUCCCUUAGCCAAUAAAAUGUAAUAUAAAUCAAGUGUAUGUUAAACUUCUAAAAGCAGAUUUCUUUUUAGCACUUAUUAUUUGCACUAAGCAUUUAGCAUUUAAUAAUUGAACUAAGACCUGCAGAUUGAAAACAAUGAGACCAAAAUAUUUGAAAAUCACUAGACUGGAUUUGCUAUGGUGUGCAGAAAUAUUAACAAAUAUCUAUUUCAGUGUUUCAGGCAAAUGAGUAUGUUGCCUAUAAUUAAAUUUCAACACAAAUUAAUAAGCAAAUAGUUAUAGGAAACUAACUGUAUCUUUGUUUUGAACCACUGAGAUGAGGAUGGAGCUUCAUUAGAUUUAGCCAAACCUGGGUUUUCUUCUUGUGAGGAAUAUAAAGUCUUAGUUACCAAGCAAAGCCACAUCUAAUGUACAGAUAUCUAAAUUAAAGUUCGUAGAGAGAUCUGAAUUGAUAGCUGAAGCAGAUAUUUGUAAAUAACAUGCAUUGCUGGACUUGCUAUUUUAUGUUUUGUCCAGUUUGAGCUCUAAGAAUGUUGGUAUUUCAUCUUUCUGUGGGACGGUGACCCACUUAGUACAGUACUGCAGUGUUUCAUUUUGUGCACUGCCAAGGAUCUUUUGAAUUCAAACUCACACUUCUAAAUACUAAUUGCAAAGUCAUCCUGGUAGGUAUUUUAAAAUAUUUUGUUUGGGUUGGUUGGUUUGGUUUUGUUUGGGGUUUUUUUUGUUGGUUUUUUUUUUUUAACACAACGUAUUUCAGUGUAAACUACUCUUUCUGUUGAAAACUAGCAGGUUGGGUAUGUUUAGUAUUAUUGGCAUUAUUGACAUUAUGGUCUCUGUGGUCUUCAGAGGCAAUUAAUUGCCAAAGUAUUUGUCUUUAUCUCAUACCAUAACCAUUCAGGUGACAUACAUGUUUGUUUAUAUGGUUGCUCAGCUUAUUUUUGCUCUGCCUUACAAUCUAAUUGGAGCUGUAAAGUUCAUGUGGCUUUCACUGAUGCGAUUGGGAGACUGUUUUCACAUUAUUAUCUCUUGUCAGAAUGCUCUACCUGAUAUUUUGUCUUCUUUAAUAGGAUUUUUUUUUUCUUUAGUUUUAGUUGUUUCUUGCCACUACGAUUUCCUACUUUUCUCCUGGGUUUAUUCUGUUACUUUGUAACAUUUAUGUGGCAGUAGAUUUUUAACCUUUUUCUAUAAAUGGAUG